GGGGAAGGUUUUUUCACAGUUAUUCUAGAUUCACUUUGACCUGCCCACGAUCUUCAGUAAACUAUGGUUUUCAUCUAUAACCAGUUCGACUCGAUAAUCAUUCCUGACAGUAAUCACAAUCGGUUGUCCCUCUAAAUCGUCACUUUCAACAUCGAAUCACCAUCUGUUCAACGAAAAAAUGGUGUUGAAACAUAGCGCGCAUCUUUAUCAGGAGUGGCAAAUGCUUCCCAUGACGCUAAAGAAAUUGAAAAACCCUAUGUUUACAGAGAACGACAACAAAAGUCUCAGAUGUGGCCUGACCUUAUAAAAAAAGCUAAGGAUGAAGGUUUAGAUGUCAUACAAACUUAUGUAUUUUGGAAUGGGCAUGAACCAUCUCCUGGGAAGUACAAUUUUGAGGGGAUAUAUGAUUUGGUGAAGUUCAUAAAACUGGUACAACAAGCAGGACCAGGGGCGGAUUUAUGUGGGCUCUAAGGGUAGCCCGUGCUACCCCUCAACUUCGACUCGUAAUGGUAAUUUUUUUUGGUUUUUUUUUUCUGUUUUAAGUGUAGGAUACCCCUAAGCAAAUAAGAAGAUACCCCUGAGAAAAAUAGGAUACCUAAAGAAGAAGAAGGAUGCUGGUUGAUGUUGUUGCGGCUGUGUAAAUGAGUUUUAGGGUUGCAGAAUUUGUUUGUGAGGAAGAUGAUUAGCUGGGGGCUAGGGUUUAAAGUUCAUGUUUGUUUUAGUGUAUCACCGUGAGGCUUCAAUGCUUGAGUAGGCCCACCCUCCAGCCCACACUACAUGUGUGUUUAUAUGUAGAUUUUUGAUUGUGUUGAUUUAGAUAAGCCACUGUAUUAUGUGCAACUAAAGUCAAUUAUUAUCUAAUAACAGAAUUUAUCACGGGCCAUUGAUACAAUACGGCCCAAGUGCCCAAGCCACACUCCAUGUUUAACCAUGACUCUAUGUUUCAACACCAUUUUUUCGUAAGUUUAAGAAAAUAUGCAGGUAUUUGGGAUAACCAUGGAUCAUAAGCCGAGCCUAGAUGGACAUGUUGUACCGAACCCUGUUGAUCCUGAAAGUUACAUGGUUAUGUUUUGCUACAAAAAUGGGUCUCUAACUCGUGAAGAUAUACGUGAUCGAUGUGCGGAUAAAUCUUGGGAUGUUUUUAAUCAGUACGAAGCAAGCUCCAACAUUGAACGGAUUAACGAUCAAUACACCAGGGGAUUUGGCAAUCAGUCUUGGCACCAGUGAUACGGUUAGGAUACUUCUAGAAAGAGCUUAUGCUACAUCAAAGCUUUGGGAUAAUGCUCCUGUUGUUCUCUCUGGAGAUUUUAACUCAACCCCAAAGAGUUCACUGUACAACUUCAUAUCCGAGCAAAAGUUAAAUAUGUCUGAACUGCCUAGAGAUAAGAUAUCAGGACAAUAUUCUGCUGAAAUUUAUCCCAAAAGACCGGUUUUCUCUAAUUUCAGGGACCAAUUAGAAUGGUGAUGAGAGACAAGUCCAGGAGCCACCAACAUCACAAGCCAAGCACAACAUGACUGUCACCAGCUGCCACCAUUCUCCAAAUCUGGAAAAGUUGGGAGUUUAUGACAUCAAGUGGAGAGAAAUUGACACUUAGAAGUGUGCAAUUCAUGUUGAUUAUGAAACAUGUUAUUGAAUGGACCUGUGUCAAUUGUAAGCAGUUGAUUUUGUUUAUAUUCAGAGUUUUUUUUUUUCCAUAUUACUAUGGCAAAGUAGCCGUCCACCGGAUGAACCAGUACUUUUAUUGGUUGUUUGUAAGAUUGAUGUUUAUUAGUUUAAUUAAGAAUCUUAAUUUGUUCACGUA
Messenger RNA from Helianthus annuus (common sunflower), 1802 nucleotides. RefSeq names its product carbon catabolite repressor protein 4 homolog 6. NCBI's taxonomy places the organism in Eukaryota, Viridiplantae, Streptophyta, Magnoliopsida, Asterales, Asteraceae. Gene Ontology annotation, molecular function: 3'-5'-RNA exonuclease activity. The record is from RefSeq and is a predicted model, not a curated record. The transcript has 9 exons. Bases 1136 to 1465 code for a protein of 109 amino acids.